GAACAAUCAGCAUUUAUUUUCAGAUACAAGAAUCCAAGAGUUCUAGUUCAUUUAUUCUCAAUGGGCUAAUUUUGUCCCUACAUCACUAAGGCUUAAUUCAAAAGACUAGAGUUACACACGCUCGAGAGGAUCCCUUAAGGCCGAUGCUCGGACAAACCCAAAGAGAAUCCUCAAUGGGUGGGUUGGAGUCUUUACCAAGGAAUUCCUUAAGUAGAACAGUGACUCCCGAAUCGCCAGGGACUGGGAAUACAGCUCUUGCUGUAGCCGUCCCUCUGUUGCAAACGGUGGACACCACCUUAAAACUAGUGGCAAAACAAGCUGAUGAUCAGAAUCAGGAUGGUGCUAAUGAAAAUGAGAAUGAUACUUCUGUAGAAACAAAUUCUCCUGCCCAGGUUGAAACAAAUUUGAUUCAAUCUGAUCAAAAAUCUGAGUCAAUUAAUCUAGAACAGAUACUAGAACCUGGAGCUGAAACCCUUGAAAUAGAUCAUGAGGUACAAUCUGCAAGUGACAUGUAUACAAAUAUGGCAAGAGUUGAAGCUUUGGCAACCACCAUUGUUAAUGGUAGGGAUGCUAUGGCUCCCGAGCCAGCUGGCAGUGCUGAAGUCAAAGCUGUGUUGGUAGAGCUUGAACAAAUCUGUGUUGGUGAGGAUGCUCAGGAGACCAUCCAAAAUCCAACUUACAUCGACCCUAAUUCCGAGAUUGAACAAAGCUGUAAUGACCAAACUACUAUCGGCCCUGUUCUUCAAUCUUUUGAGGUGGACGGACAGCACUAUGAAAUCAGGUCCUAUGAAGAAGCGAAGACAAGUAACCUAAGGGAGGACCCUAACGACUUCCAAGAUGUCCAGAACAGACGCAACAAAAAAGCGGGGAAGAGGGGAACUGCACCAAGGACGAUUAAAACUAGAAGCUACGAUCCAAAUCUUGAAGUUGGAACGGUGAGCGAGAUCACUAGAUACUGGCCCAGCCGCAAAUCAACCACAAGGGAGAAAAUCGUCACCACCAAAAGUUAUUCUGGGCCCUUUUGGCAUGUUGGACCCGUCGGCCCAAUUGGGGCAGAUGGGAAAAGGCCAAAGAAAAUAAUGCCCAGAAACCUUGCCUUGGAUCAGCACCCGGGAAAGGAAGAUAGCCCCAUAUUUCCUGUAUGGGUUACGAUGGACAAGCUUCCCCUCCAUCUCAUUGAUUUCCAAGCUCUUUACACCAUUGGCACAUUGUUGGGUAGACCUGUUAAAGUGGAUGAUUACACAGUUAAUAGAUACCGUAGAGAAAGUGCCAGGAUAUGUAUUGAAAUUGACCUAUCCCUUCCACCACCACCUAAGAUUAACAUAAGGUUAGGGGAGAAAGAUCUUGUUAUUAACUGCACUUAUGAGUCAAGGCCUAUUUUCUGCACCCAAUGUAAGAAAUUAGGCCACAAGAUUGGCAUCAAUUGCAGUAAUAGCUGCAAUUCCAACAUCCAUCUACCCACCGGAAAAGUUCCCUCCGGCAAGGGUAAGGUGGGCAUCCAGGGAGAGAAUAAUCUCAAUUGGGAAAUGGUCAGGAGAAAAAAGACAAGAGGAAUACAGUUGAAGGAAAAGGCUACAAAACAACAAGCACUGGCAGGGGAACAGGGGUUAGUGGCCAACAGAGGAUUUCAAAAUGGGGCAGGCAAAAAAGGUCCCACUAUUUAUGAAUGGAAAGCCAAAGUCAGUAAUAAUUUUACCACCCCAAAUUUAAUGGACCUACUAUAUAAUGAAGAAGAAAAUCUACAAGAUGACAAUACUUCACAAGGGGGAAUAAGGGACACGUAUUUCCCAACUCUAUCAGAGGCAAAGGCAUAUGCAGCAAGGUCUCAUAAGCAGAAAACAUUAGCAGAUAAAGCAAAAAGUAUGGUGGAUAAGCAUUCAGAUUUAAUUACCUCCAUCACUGAUUCUGACUUCAUAUGCUCCAAAGAUUACUGCAACAUCAUUAACACACCCCCAGCACACAAAGGGUCCAUGGAUGAUUGUAUCAACAUAAGCUCACCAGUCAAAGGACUUGCCAUGCUAAUUGAAGAGGUACAUCAUCUACCAGCAACAGAGGAUGAUAUGGAGGGGAUCAAUGGCUUUGGAUACCACUCUGAAGGAGAUGGAGUGAGAAGUAAUGGAAGAGUUCUCAGAAGAUUGGAUAGAGUCUUGGUCAAUAAACAGAUGAUUGACUCAUUUGAUGAUAUCACUAUCACUCAUAUUAGCAAUACAAGCUCAGACCACAAACCAAUACUUCUUCAAUGCAAAUCUGAAGACAAAGGAGGGGCCAAACCUUUCAAAUUCCCAGAUGCCUGGAUCAAUCAUCAUGGUUUCCACAAAUUGGUUGAAGAGUACUGGAACAACAAUACUACUUAUUCUGGCAUGUAUGGAUUAGGUCAUAAGCUUAAAGGGCUUAAAUCUGUUAUUAAGGAGUGGAACAAUAAAGUUUUUGGAAAUAUUUUCACAAACUUGAAGAAAGCAGAAGAGAAUGCAGUUCAGGCACAAGAAGCCUAUGAAAUUGACCAUACUUCUUCUAACAGAGAGGCAGAUAACAAGGCUAGAGCUCAACUUUUGUUAGCUGUAGCUAAUGAAUGCAGUUUUUGGAAGCAGAAGGCAAACAUUAAAUGGAUGGAAGAAGGUGAUAGCAAUUCAAAGUUCUUCCAUGAUUUUGUAAAGGGCAGAAGGGCCAGGUCAAAAAUCAGAUCAAUGACGGAUCAAAAUGGUAAGAUGUGCACAGACUUAAGUCAAAUCCAGAAAAUGGCUGUUGAUCACUAUACAAAGCUAUUCUGGGAAAACAAACAGGUGCAGAUGGACCCUAUUCUUGAAUACCUGGAGCAGACUAUUACUCCAACAGAUAAUGACAACAUCAUGAAAAUUCCUACAGAGAAGGAAAUCAGAGAUGCAGUGUGGAAUCUCAACCCUAACAGUGCACCUGGCCCUGAUGGUUUCAAUGGGAAUUUCUUCAAAUCUUGUUGGGGAAUUAUUAAAGAUGAUGUAGUUAGGGCUACACAGGAAUUUUUCUUAGGGGUUCCAGUUCCAAAAUCUUAUGGCAGUACCUUCAUUAGUCUCAUUCCCAAAAAGGAAGACCCUAAAGAAUUUGGGGAGUACAGACCCAUCUCUUUAUCUACCUUUAUGAGCAAAAUCAACACAAGGCUUCUAGCAGACAGAAUACAGAACAUCCUACCCAAAAUAAUUUCAUCAGAGCAGACUGGUUUUCAAAAAGGGAUGGGCAUUGAUGAUCAAAUACUAUUGGUGGAAGAAAUGGUGCACAAGAUAGAGGAAAAAACUAGAGGAGGUAAUAUGAUCAUUAAACUGGAUAUGGCGAAAGCAUUUGACAACCUUGAAUGGGGAUUCAUACAAGGGGUCCUAAAGAAAUUGGGUUUCUCAACUCAAGUGAUAUCCCUGCUCAUGGCUAACCUAAAAGCUACCUACUUCUCUAUUCUCAUCAAUGGGAGUCCAUAUGGAUUUUUUCAAAUGAAAAGAGGGGUGAAACAAGGGGAUCCUUUAUCACCCCUUCUUUUUAUAAUUGCUGCAGAAGGUCUAUCUAAGGCUAUUCACAAAUCUAUGGAAUCCUCAUAUAUCAAGAAUUUUAACACAGGCAGAGACUUAUUGAUAAGCCAUCUAGCAUAUGCAGAUGAUAUUACUAUUUUCAGCAAUGGAGAUGCUAGGAAUCUGCUCAAGCUCAAAAAUCUCCUGCAAAAGUAUCUGGAUGCUUCUGGGCAGGAGAUUAAUUACAAUAAAAGCAGAUUCUACACUGGAAUCAAGGCUAGGGAUAUCUCAAAGAUUGAGAAUCUCUUACACAUGAAACAUGACAGGCUCCCUUUUAAAUACCUGGGAGCUCCCAUUUGUAAGGGUAAACUUAAGAAGACAGACUGUGGGGAACUUCUAAAUCAUUUCAGCAAAUACAUUGAUACAUGGUACAGCAAGACCCUCAACCAAAUGGGAAGGCUCAUACUCAUUAAACAUGUAUUAUCCUCCAUCCCAUUACAUCUAAUUGCAGUUCAUACACUUCCAAAGUCCAUUAUCAACAAACUUCACUCGAUGAUGAGUAAUUUUUUCUGGGGAAAGAAUAACAAGAAAGAAAAACACCACUGGAAAAAAUGGGGAGACCUCUGUUUACCUAAGAGUGAAGGUGGUUUGGGUCUUAGAGAUUUACAUGAGCUUCAGGAGGCCUACUCAAUCAAACUAUGGUGGAACUACAGACAUAGCAGUUCAAAGUGGGCACAUUUCAUGAGAGCUAAAUAUGGAACUCUAAGUUUCGAGGAAAAACUCACUGAUUCUCCUACAAGGAAGAGGAUUUGCAGAAUACACAUUAAGGCAGAAGAGUACCUUGGUGAUCUCACAAGGGAGCUGGAAGAGGAAGACGAAAAUGAAGAAAUUCAUAUGUCCAUCAAGCAGGCAUUUGAAUACUGCAGAAUUCAAAACAACUUUCAGCUCAGUGACAAAUUCAAUUGGAAUACACUUCAAAUUCCUAAAGUACAGAUGUUCCUAUGGAAAGCAAACAAUAAUAUAUUACCAUUCCCGGAAGCACUUGGCUCAAUGGGAUAUUGUCUGCCUUCCAGAUGUCCUUUCUGCCACAAUGCAGAAAUGAACAUUGAUCAUUGUCUACUACAAUGCAAUAAGAUUAGGGAGAUUUGGGAGAAACUAGCAAGCAUUUGCGAAGGGCCAGAAUUAAAAGAAAGAAUUUCACUAAAGCAGCAUGUGAUGGAAUGGAAUUUAAGAUCAGAUACUAAAACUCUGAGAGGAGUUAUGAAGCUUAUAUUACCAGGAAUGAUAUCUUGGUCAAUUUGGAAGCACUAUGCAGAAAUUACCUUUGGGAAUGAGAAGGAGAACAUCACUGCCAUUACUCAGACGCUAAAGAAAAUCCUGACCACAUGGAGCUGGAAAUACAAACAUAAGGGGUGGAUGAUUAAGGAUAAUACGUUGAUGGAUUUGGGGUUACAAACAUUCGCUUUGAGCGGGGAAACUAUUCGUAUGGCGGCAAACGGCAAUUGAAGAUGUCUGGAAUGGAUUCUUGUUUUUUCUUUUGUUAAAUAUGAUUGUAAUUUCUCGUCUUGACUUUCGGGGCGUUGGUCUAGUCCUC
Messenger RNA from Cuscuta campestris, 5061 nucleotides. The record is from the annotation of a GenBank genome assembly. NCBI's taxonomy places the organism in Eukaryota, Viridiplantae, Streptophyta, Magnoliopsida, Solanales, Convolvulaceae.